This is a messenger RNA of Bombina bombina (fire-bellied toad), 1162 nucleotides long. RefSeq names its product ubiquitin conjugation factor E4 B. Gene Ontology annotation, biological process: protein polyubiquitination. Gene Ontology annotation, molecular function: ubiquitin-ubiquitin ligase activity. The transcript is spliced from 8 exons. Lineage: Eukaryota; Metazoa; Chordata; Amphibia; Anura; Bombinatoridae. The annotation marks the transcript as partial. The record is from RefSeq and is a predicted model, not a curated record. Gene Ontology annotation, cellular component: ubiquitin ligase complex; nucleus; cytoplasm.
AACAGUAGAAGAGUUAAAGAACAAUGAGACUCAAUGGAAAGAUUCUCCCCUGGCUGCCAGACACAGAGAGAUGCUGAAACGUUGCAAAACCCAGCUUAAGAAAUUGGUGCGUUGUAAAGCCUGUUCAGACGCCGGGCUGCUGGAUGAAAACUUCCUCAGAAGAUGCCUAAAUUUUUAUGGAAUGGUAAUACAGCUGCUGCUGCGGAUCAUGGAUCCUUCCUGGCCAAAUAUGACUAUGCCUUUAAAUCCGGAGGUUCCGAAGAUGUUUGCUGCACUGCCAGAGUUUUAUGUAGAAGAUGUAGCUGAAUUUUUGUUUUUCGUUGUACAAUAUGCUCCUCAGGUUCUUUUUGAGCCCUGUACUCAAGAUAUUGCAACAUUCCUGGUGGCUUUGUUGUGCAACCAGAACUACAUCCGAAACCCUUACCUUGUGGCCAAGCUUGUGGAAGUCAUGUUUGUAACUAACCCAGCUAUUCAGCACCGUACUCAGAAGUUUUUUGAAAUGAUAGAGGGACACCCUUUGUCUAUAAAGCUCCUUGUGCCCUCGCUGAUGAAGUUUUAUACAGAUGUUGAGCACACAGGAGCUACCAGUGAGUUUUAUGAUAAAUUCACAAUUCGUUAUCACAUCAGCACCAUUUUCAAGAGCCUUUGGCAAAACCCAGCUCAUCACGGCACUUUUAUGGAAGAAUUCAAUUCCGGUAAACAGUUUGUCCGCUACAUAAAUAUGCUGAUUAAUGACACUACAUUCCUAUUGGACGAGAGCUUGGAGUCUCUUAAACGUAUCCAUGAAGUACAAGAGGAGAUGAGAAACAAGGAACUCUGGGAUCAGCUGCCACGGGAUCAGCAACAAACUCGUCAGUCCCAGCUGGCUCAGGACGAGCGAGUCUCUCGUUCUUAUCUUGCCUUAGCAACAGAAACCGUGGACAUGUUUCACAUCCUUACCAAGCAAGUUCAGAAGCCUUUUUUGCGACCUGAGCUGGGUCCUCGGUUAGCAGCUAUGUUGAACUUUAACUUGCAGCAGUUAUGUGGACCUAAGUGCCGAGAUCUGAAGGUGGAAAACCCAGAAAAAUACGGAUUUGAACCUAAAAAGCUUUUGGAUCAAAUCACGGAUAUCUAUUUGCAUUUAGACUGUGCAAGGUUUGCAAAGGCCAUUGCAGAUGACCAG